CUAACCCAAGCUGCCUAUAUAGCCCAACUCGACGAGCACGUACACACAGUGUGACACGAGAGUAGCUAGGGUGACGAGACCGCGGCGGCGCGAGAUGCUGAAUCUCGGAGUACGUAGAUCGAGCUCGAUCGUCCGCGCGACCGACCAAUGCUUCCUGCUCCGACCAGCUGCUGCCGCGCCGCCCCGCCGCCGUCUCGCCCCUCCUGCCUGUCGCCGGCCGCGGCGGCGGCGGCGAGGAGGAGGAGGAUGGCGGCGGUGAGGAGCGCGGCGGCGUCGGCGUCGCGGGUGAGCAGAGAAGAGGCGGUGGCGAGGAUGCCGCCGCUGGCACACCGGGAGGUGAUGCUGGCGGUGGCCGGCGAGGCGGAGGCGCGGCUCGGGGCGCGGCUGCUGCCGUCGGAGGUGCCCGCCGACGUCGCGUGGUUCGGCAACGCCGCCGGGGACGCCGUCGGCUCCGUCGACGUGCGCCGCGGCGCGCCGGGAUCCUCGAUCGCCUUCAUGCUGGAGGCGUGGUUCCACCGCGAGCUCCCCGGCGGCGGCGGAGGCGCCAUCGACAUCACCGCCCUCAUCGUCAACCUCAACGGCGCCACCGACGCGCCGCACCUCGUCAUGGAGUUCAUCCAGGGCGGGCCGGCCUCCCUCAUCGUCCUCCUCGACCUCCUCCCGCGCGUCGACCUCCCGCUCCACCCCUCCUACAUCCACCGGUACUACGCCGCCACGGGCCUCGACGCCCGCGCCCGCCGCCGGGUCGCCGGCCUGGUGCCGCAGUCCCGCCCCUACGUCUCGCCGUCGCUGCUCGUCCGCAGCCUGUGGUCGCCGGCGGCCGUCGUGGCCGACGUCCAGUGCGGCGAGGGCCCUGGAGGGGCGGCGGCGCUGGACGGGAUCGUCCGCGGCGAGCUCGCCGCCACGGCCAUGGACGUGCUCGGCGUCUGGCUCGAGCACUGCGCCGGCGGCGGCGGCGGCGGGGAGAUGGAGGCGGCGGAGAGGGAGCGGAUGGUGGCGAGGGACAGGAAGGUGGCGGCGGCGGAGCUGGAGGUCAACCUGGCGGCGAACCUGCCGAGGAUGUUCGACGCCGGCGUCGCCGACAGAGUCGUCGCCGAGAUCCGCAAGGCGUUCAUGGGAAGCUAAUUAAGCAUUUUUUUUGCAUGGCUCUAGAGGCAAACUCGCUCGGUGAUGGGAUUGGGAGCUAGACCCUCUUCAAACUUGCGGAGAGCUAGAUUUCUGCAUAUAGGCAUAAGGAUUUUUCGGGAGUGUUUGUAUAGUGCUACUGUUGGAUGCUGAUUUUUUUUACCUAAACACCCGAAAUUUAAGAUUGGGAGUAGUAUAGAUAAUUGUUUGGCAUGUUCUAAUAUCUUCUUAUUAUUAGGCCCCACUAGAGACAAAACGCUACCUUGAUAAAUGAUUACUUGGAUCCAUAUCACUACGAAUAUGUAAUUUUAGAUAAAAAUUAGUACUAUUCACAAUAUCGGCUA
Molecule: messenger RNA, 1469 nt
Organism: Oryza sativa Japonica Group (Japanese rice)
Lineage: Eukaryota; Viridiplantae; Streptophyta; Magnoliopsida; Poales; Poaceae
Product: red chlorophyll catabolite reductase
Biological process (GO): chlorophyll catabolic process
Cellular component (GO): chloroplast
Molecular function (GO): red chlorophyll catabolite reductase activity
Source: RefSeq, a predicted model, not a curated record